Botrytis porri is the source of this 1491-nucleotide messenger RNA. RefSeq lists its product as uncharacterized. Gene Ontology annotation, biological process: 'de novo' pyrimidine nucleobase biosynthetic process; pyrimidine ribonucleotide biosynthetic process. The record is from RefSeq and is a predicted model, not a curated record. The coding region runs from base 1 to 1491 and encodes 496 amino acids. The transcript has 2 exons. Lineage: Eukaryota; Fungi; Ascomycota; Leotiomycetes; Helotiales; Sclerotiniaceae. Gene Ontology annotation, molecular function: dihydroorotate dehydrogenase activity. Gene Ontology annotation, cellular component: cytoplasm; mitochondrial inner membrane.
AUGUCGAGCCCUCUCCUACGCACUCUGCGUACAUCGCGACCCAUUCUCUCCUCACCUGCAUCCCGUGUAUCCACCAAACGCUUCGUAUCAACCAGUACCGAAACAUCCCCAGUUCUUACCCGAUCGAAGAAUCUCCUCGUAGGAACCUCGAUAGCUCUCGGUCUCGGCUUUGGAUACCUAUAUAUUACCGACACCCGAGCCAGCGUUCACCAAUGGCUUGUGGUUCCCGCAUUGCGCGCCAUAUAUCCCGAUGCCGAAGAGGCUCAUCAUGUCGGAACCAAAGCUCUCAAAACGCUCUACUCAUUCGGACUCCAUCCUCGCGAUCGAAGCUUCAGAAACGGUAAUACGGAUAAGACAGAUUUGAGCGUGGAGGUCUGGGGACAGAAAUUACAAAAUCCAAUUGGGACAUCUGCGGGGCUUGACAAAUUGGCAGAGGUGCCAGAUGCUUUGUUUGCUAUGGGCCCUGCGAUUGUCGAGGUUGGCGGAUGCACACCACUUGCUCAGGAUGGAAACCCAAAACCUAGAGUUUUCCGUAUACCGAGUCAGAAAGCUUUGAUCAACCGCUAUGGACUUAAUUCAAAGGGCGCAGAUGAUAUGGCUAUGCGAUUGAGGGAACGGGUUCGUUUAUAUGCAUAUCAAAAUGGAUUGGGUGUAGGUGAAGAUGCUGAGAAGAUGGUUUUGAAUGGAGAAGCUGGUGUUCCUCCAGGAAGUUUGUUGGACGGGAAAUUAUUGGCGGUACAAGUUGCCAAGAAUAAGAAUACUAAUGGUGAUGACAUUGAGGCCGUCAAAAGAGACUACGUUCACUGUGUUGAGAGAUUGGCUCGAUAUGCCGAUAUUUUGGUAGUCAAUGUUAGCAGCCCAAACACCCCUGGUUUGAGGACAUUACAGAAAGUUGAACCAUUAUCCCGAAUCUUAGAAGGAGUAGUCGGGGCCGCCAAAUCCGUAGAUCGAAAAACAAAGCCUAGAGUCAUGGUCAAGGUAUCACCCGAUGAAGAUCAAGACGAGCAAAUCGAGGGCAUCGUUGAAGCCGUAUGGAGAAGUGGUGUUGACGGUAUAAUUGUGGGUAAUACCACAAAUCGAAGAGACAAGCUCAUCCCAGACGACAUCAGAAUUUCCGCCAGAGAAAUCAGGGUUCUUGAGGAACAAGGAGGAUUUUCUGGACCACCAAUGUUCGAGAGAACAUUAUCUUUAGUCAAGAGAUAUAGAGCUCUACUCGACCGAGGACCACCACAACAAGAUACCACUAAUGGAUCAAACGAGGAUGGUCUUGUCUCCACUAUCGCCGAAAAGGCAAAAUCACUCACGGGCAACAAAGCAAAUGAUCAGAAAGUAAUUUUCGCUACUGGUGGCAUUACGAAUGGAAAACAAGCACUAGAAGUUUUGAAUGCAGGUGCGAAUGUCGCCCAAGUCUACACAGCAUUGGUCUAUGGAGGUGUCGGCACAAUAACUCGUAUAAAAACUGAGAUGAGCAACGAGAUUUCAAAAAAGUAA